AUGCCGCUUGAAUCGGAAUGGGCUCAAGUUGCCCCCCUAAUGGAAAAUGUUUGCCACGACCCUGCCGUAUCUAUCAGAGCGCCAUUUUUGCAGAGACUACACCAAUUGAUAGAAACUGAGACAUUGGAAACACCUCAAUUGUCUCAAGUGUCAGUGGUGCUAUUAAAUACAGCUGUCAUAUACCAGGAUAGUCGGUCAAAGGGAUUGGUGACCAAGAUUUUGGAGACGAUUCUUAGAAUAGACAUGAGAUUUUUGGGUAAAUACACCCAAUUUAUCAUUGAUCAAGUCACUAGCAAGCCCGGAUCAAAAGCAGUGGUCAACUAUUUGAAUCUGCUGGAAUGGGUGCACUCUUUUUUAAAAGUUUUGUGUGAAGAGAAGGAUCAUUUUAACGAAUAUAUUAAGAGUCUCGUAAAAGCACACACCUUUACCACACAUGGGAUUCAAACAGUCUUGGACGCUCGUGAAACAAAAAGGAAUUUUGUUGAAGCACAGAAUCAGCAUAGAAAGAGGAUUCGUCAAGAUGUCUUGAAUUCUUCUGCCAAAACAAUCGUAAUCUGCUCAAGAUCAGGUCAUGAUGAACUCGCCACUCAUUAUGUUAGUGCAAUCGCUGAUUGCUUGCUAGAGUAUAACGAACUGGAACUCCCUGCGUUUGGCGUAGCAUUAAUGUUUGGUGCCUUAACACAGGCUAGCCUGCAACUUCUCUCUACGAGACCUGCCUUGCAUAAUUUGCUGAAAACAAAAUAUGCAGAAAAGUAUUCGAUAUUCAUUGGUAAGGAAAUUGUUCUUUCUAAGAAUCCACCUUCCGUCUUUUCUCUGGAAGUAUGCUUAAGACCGUUUUUACAUGAGUUUGUCAAUGAGGAGUAUUUCAGCACUCAUCUCUUACCUUACAUGGAAAAGGCUAAUCUCAGAGCGCCAGAAAUAAGUUUUAAAAUUUCCAGCGAGAUUUAUUCAGCUAUAAAUUCAAAAAAGGUAAAUCUGGUACAUAGCAUUGUGACGUCUAAGAUCCUGGCGCAAGUGUUUUCGUCAUUCAAAAGUUCAAACGAGGCAAUUAGGUAUGCGGCAUUGCAUUCAAUAAUCCAGUUACUUUCUUCAACAUCAGUUAGUAUCACUUCUGAGGAUGAUCUUUCAAAAUUGAUUGAAGAAACGUUUAAAAACAUGAAAUCCAACAUGAACUCUGAAUACAGACUCUUUGCUAGCCGCAUGUUAUAUUCCAUUCCUACCACAUACCAAGAGAUUAAUAGAAAAAUAACGCAUGAACUUGCGAGCUACAUUACAAAGGGUGCAAAUGAAGCUACUCUUAAUGAAAUGCUUAGUGCUUUUUUCGUCCAUUACUUUGCACUGGGGGAAUCGGUUAAGGAAUUCAAUGCAGUUAUUAUGAAGGGCUUUUCGGAAAAAAAGGCUCAAUUAAAGAAAUUAUGGCUAUGUUCAUAUCUGAAGUACUCGACCACAGCUAAAGAAGAUAUUAUUUUAGAUUUUCAAAGUGACUGCUUGGAAUUCAUAAAGGAGACACUCUAUGUUCAUAGAAACGGCCAUUUGAGCACAUUGGUUAGCCUCCAGUUUAUCGAUAGAGUAUUCGAUAACACUAUUCAUCAGCUUAUACCAAAAGUUCAAGAGUUACUAGAUGGAAUUCCAGAAGCCCAUUUGCUUGGCCAUUUGUUCCUUUCGCUAACACUAUCGGCUUCAGUAAAUGCAAAAGAUCGUUUACAAUCUGUGGAAAUUUUAAAACGAUUUUACCAAAGAAGUCCAGAGUCGAUCGGUAUAAGCAUAAUAGAAUCGUUGGAGCGCAAACUGCAAGGAUUUGAAGCCGAGACCGAAGACGUCUUGUGCUAUCGGUACAUCACCCCUGUUCUAAACGCCAUAUCACAAAGUGCUGAAAAUUCUGCAGAAGUCGAGAAAGUUUUGAUCAGAUUGUUUACAAUUUCUCAAUUUCCUAAAUUUAAUCUGAAGGGGGGUUGGGCUGACCUCGUCCUUAAUGCAAAGAACGAUCCAUCGAAACUGAUUGAACAAAACGCGGAUGAGAUCAUAAAUAGACUUACGUCUAUCAUUGUCGAUUCUGCAGCAGCUGAUUCUGAUUUGGGACAAUGUGCGAUUAAGGGUGCUGCCUAUGCUGCCUUCAUUAAUCCUUCCGCUAUUAGUCCAGCACUUUCUAGAACUCUUGAAUCGUUUUUGACCUUGGAAGAAUUUUCCUCUUUUACCACUGAAGAGCUUCAAAUAUGGUCAGGAAAAGAAGGUGAAUUGGUCAUUGACGUAUUAGCGAAUGAUACCUCCAAGCAAAGUGUCAGUAAAAAUACAAAAGAUUACGAGACAUUGAAGUGGGAAGAAGAAGUUAGAAAAAACCAGGUCAAAAAAGCAAACAAAAAAUUAAGUAAAGAGGAACACGAACUGGUUAAACAACAAUUGGCCAAAGAGACUUUAAUAAGAGCUAAGAUUUCUAAAAUCGCACUAAAAUUGCGCGGUGGAAUCAAUCUUAUCAAUGAAUUGACAAAGGGAGCUCAACAGGUUGAUAAUGGUAGGGAUGUGUGGUUUCCCGUUGCUGUUGGAAAAUUGUUAACACUUGUCCAACAGCCCAACAGCUUUAUUUUGGUUGAUGUCUCAGCUGUGAAUGCCUUUUUGCACCUUUCAAGCAAUAUAUCUAAAAGACUAGAAUCUGCUCGUAUUUCUGUUGGUGUGGCAAUUCUCAGAGUUUAUCAAGUGAAAAAUAUUACGAGCAAUUAUCUGGAAGAGCCAUUAUCAGAGCUAUUAUCCAGAGUUCUGUUUAGGGUUAAGUUUGUCUCUGAUCAAAGCUCUUUAGAUUCUGUUUCUCUCACUUAUCUCCUGCCUCUCCUCAUAUACACCUUAGAAGAAGGCAAGAGAGUGGCACUGAGGAAUGCGGACAAACCGGUAGCAAGAAAAGAAUUUGUCGAAGAAGAUAAAGAGGAGGAGCACUUAUUAUUAGCUAUGGAUAUUAUCGCUGUUCAUGCAGAACAGUUCGAAGAUCCAUCCAUUCCAAGAAUUCCAAUCAUGAAAGUGCUUCUUUCUCUCUUAGCAUUGCCUUCGAAGGCUAAAAUUGCCAAAGAAUGCUUCAACACACUGUGCCGGAGCAUAUCUGUUGCACCUACUCAAGAAGAUUUGUCUAUCCUACUCUCCAGCCUACUAUCACCAAGCGAUUUUGUUCGUUCAACGGUUAUACAAGCUAUCGAUGAGGAAUUUGAGCUCAAAUCGAUGAUGAAAUUCACACCCGAAGUUUAUAUUUGCCGUUAUGACUCUAACGAGUCUAACAGAAAGCUCGCUGAAUUUAUUUGGCAGCUCAAUGAAUUUGAGAUUACAACCGAUCUUGUGCAGAAAUUACUGACCUUUUUUAAACAAUCUGACAGUGGGUUGAGAUUGUUUACUGCUAGAGCGUAUGCUUCUGGCGUUAGGCAUUUGAUAGAAAGUGGCCAAAGCUCUCUGUGUGAUCUUCUAGGGCCUUUAAUGGAGUUUUACUCGGAGAGGGCUCAACCGGUGCAGCCAGUUCUGGACAAUUUCGGCUUGGUCGCCAUACCAGCUUCCGAAAUAAAGGAUCCGUGGGAAGAGAGGAGCACAAUUGCUAUCGCUUUAAGAGCUGUCGUUCCUCUUCUGAGCAACAGCGAAAGUAUCACCGUGUCUUUGAUUAAAUUCUUGGUUCAACAAGGCCCAUUAGGUGAUAGAGAACCUUUGGUACGUCAAGAAAUGAAAGAAGCGGGUAUCGAAAUCAUCACACAACAUGGAGCAUCAAACGUCGAGCAGCUUAUUCCAAUUUUCGAAGAAUCUUUAAAAGGCGAAAAAGAGACUUCAGUAAAAGAAAAUGUCAUCAUACUUUAUGGUUCAUUGGCAAGACAUUUGAAUCCCGCCGAUGACAGAAUAGGUGCUAUUAUAAAUAGAUUGGUUGCUACCUUGGACACACCCUCCCCACAUGUACAACAAGCAGUUUCUGCUUGUCUUUCACCACUUGUAUUUCUGUUUAAAUCCAAAGUUGCGAGCUAUAUAAAUGAUCUUAUGGCACAGCUACUUAAUCCAUCAGUAUCGCUGUCCUAUCGGAUGGGCGCCGCUUGGGGUAUUUCAGGCCUUGUGAAGGGAUACGGUAUAUUGGCAUUAUCCGAAUUUGACAUCAUACGAAAUCUCAUUGAGGCCGCAGAAGACAAAAGAGAAUCUAAAAGACGAGAGUCUGUGGCGUUCGCAUUUGAGAAUCUUUCUAAAUCAUUAGGGAAGUUUUUUGAGCCGUACGUUAUCGAAGUACUUCCCAAUAUCCUAAAAAAUUUAGGUGACAGUGUUCCAGAAGUGCGUGAUGCAACCGCAAAUGCUACCAAGGCAAUCAUGUCUCACACUACUAGUUUCGGUGUAAAAAAACUGAUUCCAGUUGCCGUUUCUAAUCUCGAUGAGAUUUCUUGGAGAACAAAACGGGGAUCCGUUGAAUUGCUUGGUAAUAUGGCAUAUUUGGAUCCUACACAACUUUCAGCAUCUUUGCCUACAAUUGUCCCGGAAAUCGUUGGUGUCUUGAAUGAUUCGCAUAAAGAAGUGCGUAAAGCUGCAGAUGAAUCUUUGAAACGUUUUGGAGAAGUCAUUAGAAAUCCGGAAAUUCAAAAGCUAGUUCCGACUCUAAUAAGAGCAAUUGGUGAUCCAACCAAAUAUACGGAUGAAGCUCUUGAUUCUUUGAUACAAACACAGUUCGUCCAUUACAUUGAUGGCCCUUCGCUAGCAUUAAUUAUCCAUGUUAUUCAUCGGGGUAUGCAUGACCGCUCCGCAAAUACGAAAAGAAAGGCAUCUAAGAUUAUUGGUAACAUGGCCAUUUUGGUCGAUGCUAAAGAUCUAGUUCCUUACUUGCAACAACUGAUUGACGAGGUUGAAGUUGCAAUGGUUGAUCCAGUUCCUGCUACGAGGGCCACAGCGGCACGUGCUUUAGGCGCUUUAGUCGAGAGACUCGGUGAGGAACAGUUCCCAGACCUGAUUUCUCGUCUCUUGGAUACAUUAUCCGAUGAGUUUAAAUCAGGAGACCGCCUAGGAUCUGCUCAAGCUCUAGCCGAAGUGAUCUGCGGAUUAGGAUUAUCUAAACUGGAUGAACUACUCCCUACAAUUUUGGCAGGCGCUAUGAACAUUCGCAGCUAUGUAAGAGAAGGAUUUAUGCCAUUGCUACUAUUUAUUCCAGUGUGCUUUGGCGCUCAGUUUGCGCCUUAUAUCAAUCAGAUCAUUCAGCCUAUUCUUGCUGGUCUUGCUGAUAAUGAUGAGAAAAUUCGUGAUACUUCUUUGAAAGCUGGUAAACUGAUUGUUAAGAGCUAUGCAUCGAAAGCUAUAGACCUUCUGUUGCCUGGUUUAGAGAAUGGAAUGUUCGAUGAAAAUGAGCGCAUCAGAUUAUCUUCUGUUCAGCUGACUGGAGAAUUAUUAUUCCAAGUCACAGGUAUUUCCUCAAAGAAUGAGUUUAGUGAAGAAGAGCAAGAACACAGCGGCGAAAUCUCGAAGACAAUAGUCGAAGUUCUUGGCCAAAGCCGUCGUGACAGAAUUUUGUCUGCCUUAUUUGUUUGCAGGAAUGACGUUUCAGGUAUCGUACGUGCAUCAACUGUUGAUAUAUGGAAAGCCCUUGUGCCAAAUACCCCUCGUACAGUUAAAGAAAUUCUACCAACCCUGAUCAACAUGGUCGUCGUGCAUUUGGCAUCAUCCUACAGUGCACUGCGAAACAUCGCAGCUCAAACUCUAGGUGAUAUGGUGCGCCGUGUAGGAGGGAAUGCUUUAUCACAACUAUUGCCAACAAUGGAGGUCUCUUUGGAAGAAACUUCUAAUCCUGAUUCGAGACAAGGUGUAUGUAUUGCUUUACGUGAACUCAUCGAAUCUUCUUCUGCAGAAGCAUUGUCCGAAUAUCAAGAAACCAUUGUCAGCAUCAUUCGCACCACAUUGGUCGAUAGUAGCACAACAGUUAGGGAAACGUCAGCCCUCUGUUUUGAUGCUUAUCAGGAGUGUGUUGGUAGCUUGGCUGUCGAUGAGGUUAUUCCGUACUUACUGCAUUUAUUAGAGUCAUCGGAAGAUUCCGAAUGUGCUCUAUUGGGUUUGCAGGAAAUAAUGUCCAACAAAUCGGAGGUCAUCUUCCCGAUUUUGAUUCCAACAUUAUUGGCGCCUCCAAUAGAUGCAUUCAGAGCUUCUGCCCUAGGUUCUUUAGCGGAAGUCGCUGGACCUGCACUAUACAAACGUCUCUCUGUGAUUAUUGAUACUCUGGUUAAUUCUCUGGUGUCGAAAGAUUCAAAUGACGAGGUAACAAAUGAAAGUUUGAAAAUGGCUCUCAAUAAAGUAUUUUUGUCUGUUACCGAGGAAGGCGGACUACAUCCGCUGCUUCAACAAAUAGGGUCUCUGCUGAAUAGCGAAAACAUUGAAAAGCAGGUUAUUAUUCUAGAAUGCGUUCCUGAUUUCUUUGAGAACACAAUACUGGACUAUAGCAUAUAUGCUGUGGAUCUGGUCUCAAAUGCUAUACAUUCAUUGGAAGAUAAGGAUCCUAGGAUCGUUAAAGGAAAUUUCGAACUUUUGUCCGUAAUACUAAAGGCUCAAGAAAAAUCUGAACUAGAGAGAUUCAUCAAGCCUGCUAAGCAAGCCUUAAGUUUAACGGGAAAACCUGGAUGCGAUUUGGCAGGAUUUUGUCUUCCAAAAGGGCCAAGUUGUGUCUUACCUAUAUUUUUGCAUGGUUUAAUGUACGGGUCUAACGAUGAACGUGAGGAUUCCGCUCUAGGAAUUGCUGAUGUAGUCUCCAAGACACCGGCAGCAAAUUUGAGACCUUUCGUCAGCACUAUAACAGGACCUUUGAUUCGUGUAGUUGGAGAAAGGUUCAACAGCGAUAUUAAAGCGGCCAUUCUUUUUGCGCUGAACAUCCUUUUUGCCAAGAUUCCCCAGUUCUUGAGACCGUUCAUCCCACAAUUGCAGAGAACAUUUGUCAAAUCGUUAUCUGACCCCUCCAACGAGCUUCUACGUUUACGCGCAGCCAAGGCUUUGGGCACUUUGAUUGAGUAUCAGCCUAGAGUCGACCCUCUAGUUUUCGAGCUAGUCGGUGGGGCUAAGCAAGCUACUGAUGAUGGAGUAAAGGCUGCGAUGCUCAAGGCGCUGCUGGAAGUUGUUGCUAAAGCGGGGCCAAAGAUGAGUGAAGCUUCCAAGCUGAAAGUUGUCGAUUUGGCGGAAGGGGAGAUGCUGUCUGGAAAUGAUAAAAUUGCAGUCGCGAAUGCUAAAUUGAUUGGUUCUGUUUCAGAAAUAUUAUCUACUGAGGAAAUAAGUAAAAUUUUGGAAGAGAAGGUUUUAAACACUGAGCUAGGUGCAGAUGCUGGGAAAUUUGGAAUUUUAACUUUGAACUCAUUUUUGAGAGAUGUUCCACUACAGGUACUGGAUAAAAGUUUAAUCGACGAAACUGUAACAUAUAUCAUACGCUGCAUUGAGUCAACUAAUCCUUAUUUUAGUGAUAACGGGCUGAUUGCAGCGGGAAAGCUACUGCUACUUGAACAUGAGAAGAAAUCCCCAUUUUCAAGGAUUGAAAUAGAUAGCAAGCUUUCCAUUGGAGAGGAAAAUAUCGAAUGUUUGGUUAAAUCACUAUGCAAAGCGACGGUCGGACCUCUCAGUAACUCUCUGGAUUCAAGAAGAUUAGCAUUGAUCGUUUUGAGAACUUUGGCUCGAUUCAAAUUUGAUGAAUGUGUAAAGCCUUUCUUGGAUAUAUUGACACCAUCUGUCUUCUUUUGUCUGCGUGAUACUAUAAUUCCUAUCAAGUUAGCAGCUGAGAAGUCAUACCUGGCUAUAUUCAAGCUUGUUGAAGAGCCCGAUAUGUCUAUAUUCAACAACUGGUUCAGUAGUAUAUCUGCAAAUAAUACCAGUUUACAAAAUGCUGCAGGUGCAGUCAUUCAGUUGAGAUCUAUCAGUGACUACACAAAGAGAGUAGGAAUGAGACUAGCUAAAGUUGAGAGAGAAAGGAUUGCAGAAGGUGGUGAUGCAGAAACCAUGUUUAGUGAUAGAUUUGAAGAUGAGCGAGAGAUAUGGUCAGUAGGUGGAGUUGAAUUGAAUCAGCAAGUAUAA
This is a messenger RNA of Zygotorulaspora mrakii, 8025 nucleotides long. RefSeq names its product Gcn1p (gene GCN1). Gene Ontology annotation, cellular component: cytosol. Gene Ontology annotation, molecular function: protein kinase regulator activity. The coding region runs from base 1 to 8025 and encodes 2674 amino acids. The transcript has a single exon. Lineage: Eukaryota; Fungi; Ascomycota; Saccharomycetes; Saccharomycetales; Saccharomycetaceae. Gene Ontology annotation, biological process: regulation of translation; cellular response to amino acid starvation. The record is from RefSeq and is a predicted model, not a curated record.